AUGAAUUCAAAGAAGACGUUAGAAGACGUUCACCUCCCUACGAACCCAAAUAUCCCUGCGUGGCUUAUAACCCCGAAAGAGGAAAAAUUAAUCUACGAAAGAUGGAGAAAGAAGGCACACGUUCAUUGCGAUGAUUUGAUUAGACAGUACAUUGAAUGCUCCAACCGGUUCAAAAAUCCAAUCGAUGGGAUGAGGGAGUGUAAGGGAAUAAACAGUGAUAGAGAGUCGUGCCUCAAGCAGUUCCAGAAAGAUAAUGUUUUGGACAACGAAAGGAAUCUGUAUAUUGAAGAGAAGAUAGAGAUGAAGAAGAUCAUCGAUGAGUAUGUAAAGAAGAGGGAUGGUUAA
This is a messenger RNA of Dujonia railenensis, 345 nucleotides long. NCBI's taxonomy places the organism in Eukaryota, Fungi, Ascomycota, Pichiomycetes, Serinales, Debaryomycetaceae. The record is from the annotation of a GenBank genome assembly.